This is a messenger RNA of Aspergillus calidoustus, 1626 nucleotides long. NCBI's taxonomy places the organism in Eukaryota, Fungi, Ascomycota, Eurotiomycetes, Eurotiales, Aspergillaceae. The record is from the annotation of a GenBank genome assembly.
AUGGUUGCAAAAACACCAGCGCUGCUCUCCCGCCGGGAGAUUGAAGCUCUCAUCGCCGACGGCGGGAUGAUCUUCAUCCUCGACCAAUUCGUGAUCAAGGCGAAUGCGUGGGCCCCGUACCACCCUGGCGGCGACAUGGCCAUCCUCCACAUGAUCGGCCGCGACGCCACCGACGAGGUUACUGCCCUACACUCCGCCGAGACAAAACAAUUGAUGCUGAAUCGCUACCGCAUUGGACGGAUCGAAGACCGCUGGACGAACUUUAUCCCUCCAAUUCAGGGCGGCAGGUUCAGAUCGCGGGUCGAUGCUGAGCCUGAAUACGAUUCAUCUUCGUCCGACGAGUCCCGCGGCGCAUCGUCGGUGUUCGACUCCGAUCGGUCCGCCCUUCGCCAUCGAUGUGGACAAGGCCCAUCCAGCUCAGCCUCCGUCACCUCUGUCUCCUCGACCGAAGAAGAUGACGGAAUGGCACAUCUCGACACCGUCACGCACGAGAAAAUCACCCUCGACCUCGAGAAAUACCCCGCAGUCGAUUACCCGACACAAGACGCCAUCAUCGCCAAAUACCGCCAGCUCAACGAGCGCAUCAUCACCGACGGCCUGUACAAAUGCAACUACCGCGCCUACGGUAUCGAGGCGAUCCGCAUCCUCACCCUCUUUGCCUGUAUGCUCCUGGCCCUACACUGGGGCUGGUACGCCGUCGGCGGCGCAUUCAUGGGCGCCGUAUGGCAGCAGCUCGUCUUCAUCGGCCACGACGCCGCACACAUGGGGAUAACGCACGACUUCCACAUCGACACGUGCAUCGGGAUCUUCAUCGGCGAUUUCCUCGGCGGGUUGAGCAUCGGCUGGUGGAAGCGCAACCACAACGUCCAUCACAUCGUGACCAACGCCCCCGAACACGACCCGGACAUCGAAUACCUCCCCUUCCUCGCGCUCAGCCACCGCUUCUUCGCCUCGCUGCGCUCCACAUACUACAACCACGUGAUGAAAUACGACGCCGUCGCGAAAUUCGCCGUGCAGUUCCAGCACUACUCCUUCUACCCGCUCAUGACAGUCGGCCGCUUCAACCUCUACCGCCUCGCGUGGUCCUAUCUCCUCUCCAACCAACCGCCCCGAAAGGGCCCCGCCUGGUGGCACUGGUACCUCGAAAUGACGGGCCAGGUCUUCUUCUGGACCUGGUACGGGUACCUCAUCCUGUACAAAUCUAUCCCCAGCACAUCCGGCCGCCUGGCCUUCUUCCUGGUGAGCCACAUGAUAACCGCCCCGCUGCACGUCCAGUUCACCGUAAGCCACUUUGCCAUGUCGACGGCCGACCUGGGCCCCUCCGAAUCCUUCCCGCAGAAAAUGCUCCGCACGACCAUGGACGUCGACUGUCCCCGCUGGCUGGAUUUCUUCCAUGGGGGUUUGCAGUUCCAGGUUAUACAUCAUUUGUUCCCGAGGGUGCCGCGGCAUAAUCUGCGGACGGUGCAGAAGAUGGUCAUGGGGUUUUGUGAGGAGGUUGGGAUUCCGUAUGCGCUUUAUGGGUUUGUGGAUGGGAAUCAGAGGGUUGUGGGGAAGUUGGCCGAGGUUAGUCGGCAGGCGAGGAUUCUGAGAAAGUGUCAGGAGGCGAUGGCGGGUCGUAAUACCUAA